Apis laboriosa (Himalayan honeybee) is the source of this 2761-nucleotide messenger RNA. Its product is annotated as calcium-independent phospholipase A2-gamma-like. Bases 252 to 2153 code for a protein of 633 amino acids. The record is from RefSeq and is a predicted model, not a curated record. Gene Ontology annotation, cellular component: membrane. Lineage: Eukaryota; Metazoa; Arthropoda; Insecta; Hymenoptera; Apidae. Gene Ontology annotation, biological process: arachidonate metabolic process. The transcript is spliced from 8 exons.
GUGUAAAUACUUUGUAUCAUAAAGUACAACAAAGUAAAAUCGAAAACGAAAAAAAAUAUUAAUUAUUAUCUUAAUUAUUAUCUUAACAAUUAUCUUUAAAUGAUCUAUAAAAUAUAGUGAAAAUCAAUUAAAAACUAAAACUAUUACAGACACUUUAAAAAAUUGUCACUAAUUUUUCAUAAUUUAAUUAAUUUAUCUCGCAAUAUUUUCAUAUUGAUAUAAAAAGUGCAAAAAAUAAAAUAAAAUAAAUAAUGACGCGAAAUACAAGUAUUAAAUGUCAAAGAUUUAUCUUUUUAUCGAGACAAUUGACAGAUAGUGCUGCGGAUAAAGGUUAUAGUGGAAGUGUUAAUAGAAAUAAAUUGUUAAAUCGUAUAAAAAAUGCUUCUUUAUGGAAAAUGAAAAUGUCUAUGCAAAAUCAUACAAAACUUUUAAUGCAAUUGAAAAAUUUCUUAUAUAAAUCUGGUUAUGACAAAAGUCUACAAAUUAUUUUAUCUAAAAAUUGGUUAGAUUUUUUACAAAAAGUAACAUAUUCGCAAAUAAAUACUUUGAAAAAAUUGUCACCAAUUGAAUUUUCAAAAAACAUAAAUGAUAUGAAAAUAUCAGAUGUCGAAAAAUGUAAUAAUAGUGAAAAAGAAAAAAAAAAUGUAAUAUUAGAAACUUCAGAAGAAAAGACAUCAAUUACCAAUACUAGUGAAUGUAAAAAACAAACUUAUGAAGAUACCACAAGUGAGAAUAAAUUUCAAGCUAAAAUAGGAUCUCAAUCUCUUUCUCAAUUUCUUAAUGCAUUAAUAUUUAAUUCUGCUCAAAAUAAAACAGCUGGAUUAGUUGUAUCACCAAAAUGGAAGAUAAAUCUUCAUAAAAAUAUACCAAAACAUAGUAUUGCAUCUAGAACACGUCAUGUUUUGAAUGCUAUUGCAACUGCUGAAUCAAAUGCUUCAUGUUUGAGGAGGAUUGAAGAUUUAUUAUUACAUAUUGAUCAAUAUUCAGAAGCUAGGCAUUAUGCUAUUAAGGAAGGAGCAAUUAAAAUAUUGCUUAAAACUCGACAAAGAAUUAAGGAUGAACAAAUAAGAGCACCUAUAAGAGAAGCAUUAACAGUAUUAGGUUAUACUGAUCCAUUGCCUGGCAGAGGUAUUAGAAUUCUUUCUAUUGAUGGUGGAGGUAUGCGUGGAGUAUUAGUUAUAGAAAUGUUAAAAAAACUUGAGAAAUUAACAGGCAAAAAAACUUAUGAAAUGUUUGAUUAUAUAUGUGGUGUAAGUACAGGAGCUAUUCUUGCUGCUGUUUUAGGUGGACAUAAACGAAAAUCAUUAUAUGAAAUAUCAGAAUUGUACAAAGAACUAAGUACCAAAGUAUUUACUCAAAGUGCUAUAAAAGGUACAAGCAACUUGGUAUGGAGCCAUGGAUAUUAUGAUACAGCUCUUUGGGAAAAAUUAUUGAAAGAACAUUUAGGAGAAAAAAUUCUUAUAAAAACUGCUCGCGAUUCUACUUCUCCAAAAUUUUCAGCUAUAUCUGCUAUAGUAAAUCAUGAGCGCGUAAUGGCUUACGUAUUUCGAAAUUACACUUUACCUCAUAGAGUCGAAAGUUUAUAUAUAGGAUCUCAUAAACAUAAAUUAUGGGAAGCUAUUAGAGCAUCUGCUGCAGCACCUAGUUAUUUUGAAGAAUUUAAAUGUGGUGAAUAUCUUCAUCAAGAUGGAGGUAUUUUGGUAAAUAAUCCCUGUGCAGUUGCAUUACAUGAAGCUAAACAAUUAUGGCCAAAUAGUCCAAUUCAAUGCGUGAUUUCAUUUGGAACUGGAAGAACGCCGAGUCAAAUUUGUGGAAAUAGCAAGAAAUCUGCGGAAAUUGCGAUUUCAAGUUGGAAAGAAAAAUUUUAUAAAAUUUUAGAUAGUGCAACUGAUACAGAAGCUGUACAUACGAUGUUGAACGACCUCUUACCAGAAUAUGUUUAUUUUCGUUUUAAUCCAUAUUUGACGGAGAUGUUAUCAAUGGUAGAAAUACGUCCUGAGAAGAUCAGUCAAUUAGAACAGGAUGCAAAAAUGUAUAUUCGCAGAAAUGAAGAAAAAUUUCAGAAAGCUGCUGAAGUUUUACUACAAAAAAGAAGACUUCAACAAAAAAUUAUGGAUUGGAUUACAUUACAAAGAAAAAUGUCAAACUUUUAAAUUAUCAUAUCUCACAAAUUAAUACACAUUCCACAAUAUAUAAAACUAUAGAAAUAGAUAUUAUUAAACAUUUUAUAUUAAUCAGGUGUACUUACAUAUACAGUAUAUGAUCAAAAUAAUAUGAAUGAACAAGAAACAAUGAAGACAAUAGACAAUUCUUCGUGCAAAUAUAAAUUAAAAAUAUAGAAUUUUUAUCUAAAAUUUAACAAAUUUUAAAAAUCCAUGAUAUAUGCAAAGUAUGUAUAAUAUUAUAAUUAAGACACGAAAGUUUAUUUUAUAAUAAUACUUUAUUGUAUUAUAAUUGUGUUUCUAUUGACAUUCUAAAAACUAAGAGUUUUUAAGAUAAAAAAAAAACUUUAUUCUAAACUUAAGUAACUUUUACUUAAGUAAUGCUUAUUUAUAGCUUCCCGAUUUGGGUUAGCCAUAUAUUUUUAUAUUUUGUUGUCGAAAAAACAAUCUUGUAGUUAAAUUAUGUAAAAUAUUCUAUUUAUUCUUUAAUGAUAUUGAUAUAAUGAAUAAACAUUAUAUACAAUAUUAUAUACAAAUACAUAUGUUAAUUUUUGCUAAAAAAUAAUUUAUUUCGCAUAAAUGUAAUUUCAAAGUUCAUC